GGGGAAGAGAAAUGGGCACAGAGCUUCCUGCCCAUUGUACCACUGCUUAAACCAGACUUUCCCUCCCUUUAUAAAAGCCCUUUCUUGGAACCCAGUUCUUUAAGACAGAGCAUUGUCAAUAAUAGCCCUCUCCAGCUUCUCAGGCUCAAUUGUUGAAUAAACUCGAUUUCUCAUCUUCUACACACUGGAUGAGUGUUGGUGUCAUACAAGACUCUAUUCAAACUGGUUAAGGAUCCUGGAAGAGUGAAGAUCAGAGAAUUGUCAGUCUGAAAUUUACACCACUACCUGAACAGUUUAUAACCUUAGUCAGCAUAAGCUCCUCAUACAGACGAAGGCAUCACUUUAAAUACUGUUGCUUUUAUUUCCACUGGACCACUGUGACAACUAGAAAAGCUCCUGUGACAAAAUUCAAGGAAAUCUGAUAUAAAUGAGUAACAACUCGACAUGCAUUCAACCAUCCACGAUUUCUACCACAGCUUUACCGAUCACUUAUGUCUUUUUGUGUGUUGUUGGUCUCUUUGGAAACUCACUUGCUCAGUGGGUAUUUUUAACAAAAAUAGGUAAGAAAACAUCAACGCAUGUCUACCUGGCAAAUCUUGUGACUGCAAACUUACUUGUGUGCACUGCCAUGCCUUUCAUGGGUAUCUAUUUCUUGAAGGGUUUCUAUUGGAAAUAUCAAUCUGUACAAUGCAGACUGGUCAAUUUUUUGGGAACCCUAUCCAUGCAUGUGAGUAUGUUUGUCAGCCUCUUAAUUUUAAGCUGGAUUGCCAUAAGCCGUUAUGCUACCUUAAUGAAGAAGGAAUCCAUGCAAGAGGCCACCACCUCAUGCUAUGAGAGAAUGUUCUAUGGUCACUUACUAAAAAGAUUUCGCCAGCCCAACUUUGCCAGAAAAAUGUGCACUUACAUAUGGGGAGUUGUGCUGGUCAUAAUUAUUCCUGUAAUCCUAUACUACUCAGUUGUAGAGGCUACAGAAGAAGGAGAAAGACAGUGCUACAAUCGGCAGAUGGAACUGGGAGCCAGCAUCUCUCAGAUUGCGGGUCUCAUUGGAACCACAUUUAUUGGAUUCUCAUUUUUAGUAGUAGUAACAUCAUACUAUUCUUUUGUCAGCCAUCUGAGAAGAGUAAGGACCUGCACCUCCAUUACAGAGAGAGAUUUGACCUACAGAUCUGUGAAAAGGCAUCUUUUGAUCAUCCAGAUCCUCUUAGUAGUUUGCUUUCUUCCAUAUAGUAUUUUUAAACCCAUUUUUUAUGUUCUGCACCAGAGAGGAGACUGUCAGCAGCUGAAUUAUUUAAUAGAAGCAAAAAAUAUCCUCACUUGCCUUGCGUCAGCCAGAAGUAGUACAGAUCCCAUUAUAUUUCUUUUAUUAGAUAAAACAUUCAAGAAGACACUAUAUAAUCUCUUUACAAAAUCUUAAUUCAUCACAUAUACUACCAUAUGGAUGACUUUUGAAUGGAAACCACAACAAAAUAGAAAAGCAUUCAUGUGACUCUAUUAGUGACAUUAAAUUAAAUGAUGAAAAUGUCACAGCUUGGUUGACAAUGGGCACCAGCAAACCUCUUUGGGUUUUAUAAAUAAAUAUAGGCAUAAAAUUGGACGUACAGUUCUACUUAUACUGAAAGUCAAGAUGACAGAGACUUUCAGAAGCAAGUCAAGUAUACCACAAGAAUUCCACUGUGUAUGAAAUCAAACUUUUUUUUUGUUUUCAGUCAAUUGUGGAUCUUCUGUCCAAUACAGAAUAUUUUAUGACUUGAAGGAUAAAGAAGCAAAAGGCUUAUAGGUGUGCCUGCUUUCUAACCUAAUACAUGGACUCAUCUAUGGUUAAAUUUUAUUCUGUUGCUAACCUAAAAAAAGAAUUAGAAAUGUUAAGUACUGGAAAAAUUCAACCAGUAAGAAACAUCUUCAUUUAAAUCCUAUCAAACUGCAUGAAUAAUGCAUUGUAAAGUAAAUUUGGUAUUAUCUGGCUCAUUUUACUGGGAAAGGCAUACUCAAUGAUUCUAAUAUUUAAUAAAUAGAUUUCACUUACAAAUAUGCUUAAACAUUUGGAUUAUGAGUUGUCAAAAUAAAAAGCAAUAUAAUAUAUAAUUAUAUGUCCAUCUUCAUGCUAUUUUCAUGUAUUUCCAAUAUAAAUAAUGAUGUUAUUAUUAAUGACAGUACCUGCCAUAUAGUUAUGCUCAAUUAAUUUCUGUAAACUAAAUGAAUGAAUGGUAAAGAAGUGUAAUCUCGUUACAUAAAAGACUAGCCUUUGGAUUUAAACUCUCUGGUUCAGUAUGGGCUCAAUCUCUUAUUUAGCUGGACAUGUUAAUUUUUUUAAUCAUGGAACAGAAAAUAUGGCCCGACUCAUAUCAUUACUAUUAAAUCAGAUACUGUUACUAUGGCGAGCAAGCAGCUAGUCAGCACUUGCUGUAUGCUAGGUCCUCUGUGUAUAUGCUUCAUGAGUAGAAUUUUAAUCAUCACAACCAUAAAGCAUGUUAAUGUACUUACUGAUGAAAAAACCCAGAUGCAUAGUUAAGAGGUCAUCUCAAUUCCUCCAGUAUAUAAAUAUAUUUAAGAAGUAAUUAUUUCUUAGUGAUAAUUUCUUUCAUGUAAUCUCGCCAGUAAGAAAAAUAGUGAUUAUAUUCUGUAUUAUAUAUAUUAUGAUUAAAAAGCAAAAAUAAAAACUGUG
Molecule: messenger RNA, 2662 nt
Organism: Peromyscus eremicus (cactus mouse)
Lineage: Eukaryota; Metazoa; Chordata; Mammalia; Rodentia; Cricetidae
Gene: Gpr82
Product: G protein-coupled receptor 82
Exons: 4
Coding region: 428-1414 (328 amino acids)
Biological process (GO): G protein-coupled receptor signaling pathway
Cellular component (GO): membrane
Molecular function (GO): G protein-coupled receptor activity
Source: RefSeq, a predicted model, not a curated record